Messenger RNA from Cadophora gregata, 411 nucleotides. RefSeq lists its product as uncharacterized. The transcript has a single exon. The record is from RefSeq and is a predicted model, not a curated record. Lineage: Eukaryota; Fungi; Ascomycota; Leotiomycetes; Helotiales; Ploettnerulaceae. Bases 1 to 411 code for a protein of 136 amino acids.
AUGUUCGUCGUUCGCAGCAUCCACAAUUGCAGCUCGGAAAACGAUAAUGUUCCGAAUCUUGCUCAGCCAACACCACCUCCCUUUUCGCAAUUCAUCGGAAACACUGUACGAAACCAAGGGUUAACUUCGCUUUGUAGUGCCGAUGUUCCCUGCACUGCGGCGGGGGAGAUGACUAUGCCGAGGAACAGCAUGUAUGGGUUGCGAAGAGGCUCCGUGGUCCCCAAGCGAAACUCGGAUAUUAUGGAAGACGAAAUUCAGGAACUGGGGGAGCAGCAGAGUGGGGGAAGUGGUGGGAUUACAAAGACGGUUGAGUUCUCAUUUCACGAAGAGUCAACUUCCGAAGGGAGGGGAAGUGUAGGGUCUCGUCAAGGAUCAGCCUCACAAGCUGGAUCGACUGAACACCCAGGAUGA